AUGGGGAAGGGCAAGGCCGUGCUUGCGCUGCUCGCCAUCAUUGCCGUUAUCGCUGCGAGUCCCCUGCAGGCGUCCCAGGCAACAGCCGCAGUGGUUGGCACGUGGAUGGAGAUCAGCGGCCGCUCUCGCACCUUCAACGCGCGCCGCUGUGCCGCCAUUCCAGCCUCGCUAGCCGUCGGCGGGAAGAGGCCAAUGCAGGUGUGGUGGCUGAAGGGAAACAAGACUGCUUGCACGGCGAUUCAGUUCUUCCAGAAGUCCAAGUGCACGGGGAAGACGGUGGACACUCUCGCGCAAGGCGAGCAGAGGUCCCCCCUUAGCAAGGCAGUCAAGUCCGCCCGCUGCAUCAUUGCUGCCAGCAACGCCACCGCUUCUGCCAGCAGCACCACCGAUUCUGCCAGCAGCACCACCGAUUCUGCCAGCAGCACCACCGAUUAUGACGCAGAGAGUUCAAGCACAAGCGAAUGUGGCUACGACAGAGUCAACCCGUGCAUGGGGGGCACGUGCAUCGACCGUGGCGCCAACCGGACCUGCGUUUGUCGGCCUAACCACCGCGCGAUUGUUUACGACUGUGGGGGCGAUUAUUGCCAUAGCUGUGGUGCGGAUUGGGAGCCCAUUUCGUCCAUCACAGUCGUGGGCAGCGACUGGAGCUGCGAGGACGUGUACACCAUGUAUGGCCUCACGCUGCAGCAGUUCACCGACUUGAACCUGGGUGUCGACUGCUCCGCUCUCCUUCCUCAGGGUAGCGAGCUCGUGGUGAAAGAGCUUCUGCCAGCUUGCUCUGCCUUCUACUACGUCCGGCCGGCCGACACAUGCUCGUCCGUGACUCAGUUUCUCAACAUCACUGAGGAAAACCUGCUGCGGCUCAACCCCAAUAUUACCUGCCCUUCUAGUCUCCCCGCGUUCCGUUCUCUCUGUGUGGAGCGCGACCCAACCAAGGCCAGGCCGAGUUGUGUGACAGAGAUAGAGAUCAGCAAAGUGGUGGACUUCAAGAAGGUGGCGGCAUCCUAUAACCUCACCAUGGUGGACCUCUGCAGGCUCAAUCCCUGGAUCUCCUUCCGCAGUUCCCGGCGCGGAAUUGAUGGUCUGUGUUUCAACGCCUUCGAUCGGCGCAACGCGGCGGCGCUGGAGUUUUUGGCGCAAUGCAACUCGCAGAAGGCGCGCGACUCGAACCCCAAAUGCGACGUCGCCGUGAAGCGACGCACCGACGACCAUCCUCCCUUCGUUCAGGUCACGUUCAAUAACGGGCAAGAGGAGACCAUGGACUGCACUCAGUUGACUGCGCAGAGCAUCCGCAAGUCCAUCCUGCAGCGAGCGGAGGAGAUGGAGACGGAGCAGAUGUUCAAGGAUGCGGGGCUGCAGUGGCCUGUGGUCAUUCCGGAGCAAGAGGCGCAGCUGGCCCAACGCAUGCAGGGGAAGAGGAGAUGA
This is a messenger RNA of Closterium sp. Yama58-4, 1425 nucleotides long. The record is from the annotation of a GenBank genome assembly. Lineage: Eukaryota; Viridiplantae; Streptophyta; Zygnematophyceae; Desmidiales; Closteriaceae.